UCCGUUUGAAAUCAUUCAUCCACUACUCCAACCAUAGUGUAAAAGUUCAUCCUUCAUCCACCGACAUAAUGACAUCCCUUUCAAUCAAACCUCUCUUCAACCAAUUCAUUUCAUCUCUAGCCUUCUUCCUCCUUCUUGUCAUCAUCCUUGAUUUCAUUUGUUCAUCCACUGCUUCUGUUUCCUCUGUAACUUCUCCUUUCGUUUACACUGAUAAUAAGGUUAAGUUAGCAGAAGAAAGAAAGGAAGCAAAGGCACUUUUAAAAUGGAAAACCAACCUUCAAAGUAAAAGCCAUCCUUUCUUGCCAUCUUGGGCUGGAAGCAAUCCUUGCAAUUGGGUUGGAAUAAAUUGCGACAAGUUUGGAAGCGUUACCCAUCUAAACCUUUCAAGUUACAGUUUGAGAGGUACAUUUCACAAUCUAAGCUUUCAAACGUUCCCCAAUCUAGUCAGUGUUGACCUUUCUUCCAACUCACUAUUUGGAACCAUCCCCUCAAAUAUUGUUCACCUCUCUAAACUCUCGUUUCUAAACCUUUCUUAUAAUCAAUUCGUUGGGAGAAUUCCUUCCGAAAUAGGCCAAUUGACAAGUCUUCACAUCUUGCACCUCGCUGCAAAUCGUAUGAGUGGCCUUAUCCCUCAAGAAUUAGGAGGAUUAACUUCUUUGAAUGAACUUGAUUUAUCGUCAAAUAAUCUCACAGGUGUCAUCCCUGCUUCUCUUGGGAACUUAAGCAACCUAACCACUCUAUAUCUUCAUGCAAACCAAUUUUCUGGUUCCAUCUCUCAAGAAUUAGGAAUGCUAAGUUCUCUUAAUGACCUUAGGUUAUCAUUCAACAGUCUCACAGGUACUAUCCCUGUUUCUCUUGGAAACUUAAGCAACCUAACCACUCUAUAUCUUAAUGAGAACCAACUUUCUGGUUCCAUCCCUCAUGAAUUAGGAAUGUUAAGAUCUCUUACUGACCUUGAGUUAUCAACAAACAAUCUCAAAGGUAUCAUCCCUGCUUCUCUUGGAAACUUAAGCAACCUAACCACUCUAUAUCUUUAUGAGAACCAACUUUCUGGUUCCAUCCCUCAUGAAUUAGGAAUGUUAAGAUCUCUUGCUGACCUUGAGUUAUCAACAAACAAUCUCACAGGUACUAUCCCUGCUUCUCUUGGAAACUUAAGCAACCUAACCACUCUAUAUCUUGAUGACAACCAACUUUCUGGUUCUAUCCCUCAUGAAUUAGGAAUGUUAAGAUCUCUUAUUGACCUUGAGUUAUCAACAAACAAUCUCACAGGUGUCAUCCCUGCUUCUCUUGGGAACUUAAGCAAUCUAACCACUCUAUAUCUUCAUGCAAACCAAUUUUCUGGUUCCAUCUCUCAAGAAUUAGGAAUGCUAAGUUCUCUUAAUGACCUUAGGUUAUCAUUCAACAGUCUCACAGGUACUAUCCCUGCUUCUCUUGGAAACUUAAGCAACCUAACCAUUCUAUAUCUUAAUGAUAACCAACUUUUUGGUUCCAUCCCUCAUGAAUUAGGAAUGUUAAGAUCUCUUACUGAUCUUGCGUUAUCAACAAACAAUCUCAUAAGAACCAUCCCUGCUUCUCUUGGAAACUUAAGCAACCUAAUAGCUCUAUAUCUUCAUGAGAACCAACUUUUUGGUUCCAUCCCUCAAGAAUUAGGAAUGCUAAGUUCUCUGACUGAGCUUGCGUUAUAUACAAACAAUCUUACAGGUACCAUUCCUACUUCUCUUGGAAACUUAAGCAACCUACCCACUCUAUUUCUUUAUGAGAACCAACUUUCUGGUUCCAUCCCUCAAGAAUUAGGAAUGCUAAGUUCUCUAACUAACCUUGAGUUAUCAAUAAACAGUCUCACAGGUACCAUCCCUGCUUCUCUUGGAAACUUAAGUAGCCUAACCAUUCUAUAUCUUCAUAUGAACCAACUUUCUGGUUCCAUUCCUUCUAAAAUGAACAAUCUCACUCACUUAAAAGAAUUAACUUUAUCAUACAACCAAUUCACUGGUCAUUUGCCUGAAAAAAUUUGCCUUGGUGGAUUGCUUGAGAAUUUCACUGCAAACAAUAAUCAUUUUAUUGGCUCAAUACCAAAAUCAUUGAGAAAUUGCACCAGCCUUUUUAGAGUUCGGCUAGAGGGAAAUCAACUUACUAGAAAUAUAGGAGAUAAUUUUGGAGUAUACCCACACUUAGUAUACAUGGAUUUGAGUUAUAAUAAAUUUUACGGUGAACUUUCAACUAAUUGGGGGCAAUGUCAAAACUUGACAAGCUUGAAAAUCUCUAACAAUGAUAUUUCAGGUAGAAUAUCUCCUAAGCUUGGAGAUGCAAGUCAAUUACAUUUACUUGACCUCUCCUCAAAUAAGCUAUAUGGGGAGAUUCCUAAGGAAUUAGGUAAGCUAACAUUUUUGUUAGAGCUUAAUCUAGGCAAUAACAAAAUAUCUGGAUGCAUUCCUUACAAUUUCCGAAUGCUAUCGAAUUUGGAGGGGCUCAAUCUGUCUAGAAAUAGUCUAAGUGGCCUAAUUCCUGAACUUGGGAACUGUAAAAAUUUGUGGAUGUUGGAUUUGAGCAAUAAUCGCUUAAGCAAAUAUAUCCCAUUUCAAAUUGGAAACAUGCAUUUUCUCCAAUAUCUUGAUCUUAGCCAAAAUUUUUUAAUCGGAGAGAUACCACAACAACUUGGAGAUUUGAAAGCAUUGGAAUUUUUAAAUCUUUCCCACAAUGCUCUCUCGGGCUCUAUUCCAUCCAGUUUUGAUCAAAUGUUAAGCUUGCGAUUCAUUGAUUUGUCCUACAAUCAGUUGGAGGGUCCUAUUCCAAAUAUUAAAGCAUUUUGUGAGGCAACGUUAGAAGCAUUUAGAAAUAACAAGGGCUUGUGUGGCAAUGUCAUAGGUUUGAAGGCUUGCCCCUCUACAAUUAGCCAUAAUUCACAUGUCAAAAAGAGAAAUAAAGUUAUUAAACUAAUUUUAGUGAAUUUGGGUGUUGUCUUUCUAAUAUUUAUCAUUGUUGGAAUUACAAUAUGUUUUUGCUCAAGAAAGAUGAAGACAGAAAUUAAGCCAAAAGAAGAAGAAAAUCAAAAUAUGUUUGCAGUAUGGAGUUAUGAUGGGAAAAUGGUUUAUGAAAAAAUUAUUGAAGCAACGGAGGAUUUUGAUGACAAACAUAUUAUUGGUGUAGGUGGCCAUGGAAUUGUUUAUAAAGUUGAAUUGUCUACAGGUCAAGUUGUUGCUGUAAAGAAACUUCACCCACUCUCAGAAGAUAGUGUGGUCAAUCUAAAAUCUUUCACCAGUGAGAUACGUAGUCUAACUGAAAUACGACACCGCAACAUUGUAAAGCUUCAUGGUUUUUGCUCACAUCCACGACACUUGCUUUUAGUUUAUCAAUUCUUGGAAGGUGGGAGCUUUGAAAAGAUACUAAACAAUGAUGAAUUAGCAUUGGAAUUUGAUUGGGUUAAGAGAGUAAAUGUUGUUAAAGGUGUGGCAAGUGCACUAUCUUAUAUGCAUCAUGACUGCUCUAGUCCAAUAAUUCAUCGUGAUAUAUCAAGCAAGAAUGUUCUACUAGAUUCAGAAUAUGAAUCUCAUGUCUCUGACUUUGGCACAGCUAGGAUUAUGAGUUCUGACAAAUCUUAUUGGACUUCAUUUGCUGGCACCUUUGGAUACAUUGCUCCUGAGCAUGCAUAUACAAUGGAAGUAAGUGAAAAGUGUGACGUUUACAGCUUUGGAGUAGUCGCGUUGGAAGUAAUUAUUGGAAGGCAUCCAGGUGAUUUGAUCUCAUCAUUUCUAUCAUCAUCAUUUUCAUUAUCGUCCCAUGAUGUGCUACUAGAAGAUAUAUUGGAUCAACGUCUUGCACAUCCUACAGAUAGAGUUGCAAAUAAGGUGGUUUUAGUUGCAAAGAUAGCAUUAGCAUGCUUACACCCCAGUCCACAAUCUCGUCCCACCAUGCAACAAGUUUAUCAGAAGCUAUUAAAUUGGAAAUCUCCUUUCACAAAGCCUUUGCGCAUGAUCACAUUAAGAGAGCUCAUUGAUCUCGGAAAUUUGAAUGAAGCUUCAUAAGUGUUUACAUAUCUCAUCUUCAUUGUUCAUCUUCGACCCAUCCAAGCCCCCAUGCCUCUUGACCAAAGCUCUUCAACCCAAAUGGAAGCCGAGCUCUUUCUCUUUUUGGUGGUCCUAAAGCUCUUAAGGUCAAUCAGAACACUGGCUUCGAACUUAUCAUGGCAUCUUCACACUCGCUUUCAUUGUUUCUGACCACACAGCUCAUCGACAAGAGAAGAAUAAAAACAGGACUUCCCCUCUCCUUGUUACUAUCCAAAACAUGCAAAAAGUAAUUCGCUUAGGCCUAUGCCAAAAGUACAUCAAGACAAUUAUGCGUUGAAACUUUCUUCCAAUGGGAAUGAAAUGAAAGAAACUGAAAAGAUAAGCCAAGGAAACAGGCAAAACUGAACUACAAUGGGGAGCCUUAAUUUAAAUAGGCAGCAAUGGAGGGUAGAGGUUCACUAGUGGAGGCAUGGGAAGCAUUGCGCGUGAAUUGCCUACUUUGAUCGAUUGAGAUCCUUUUACAGCCCAGGUAGUUUUUUCUAUAUAUAUUUUAAGCUCAAGAAUUGUAACAAGUUUUACAAUAGAUGUUUGGGGUGUAGGUGAACCAAGCUUGAUAAGAUUGGAAUACAAAAAACUAGGAGCAUGCAAUUUGUAUCGAAGUUCAUGAAAAAUGAUUUGCUAUAUUUAAAAACAAAAAUUUGUAUGAAACACAUGGCUAGACUUGGACAAGC
This is a messenger RNA of Quercus robur (English oak), 4732 nucleotides long. RefSeq names its product probable leucine-rich repeat receptor-like protein kinase At1g35710. Lineage: Eukaryota; Viridiplantae; Streptophyta; Magnoliopsida; Fagales; Fagaceae. Bases 69 to 4019 code for a protein of 1316 amino acids. Gene Ontology annotation, cellular component: plasma membrane. The record is from RefSeq and is a predicted model, not a curated record. The transcript is spliced from 4 exons. Gene Ontology annotation, biological process: hormone-mediated signaling pathway; protein phosphorylation. Gene Ontology annotation, molecular function: protein kinase activity; protein binding; ATP binding.